Molecule: messenger RNA, 832 nt
Organism: Suncus etruscus (white-toothed pygmy shrew)
Lineage: Eukaryota; Metazoa; Chordata; Mammalia; Eulipotyphla; Soricidae
Product: monocyte to macrophage differentiation factor
Exons: 2
Coding region: 94-810 (238 amino acids)
Cellular component (GO): membrane
Molecular function (GO): pore-forming activity
Source: RefSeq, a predicted model, not a curated record
GCUCCAGCCCAUGCGGGCCGCGCGCCCGGCCGCUGGCGCUGAGGUCUCGGAGCUCUGCUGGGCCCCCGAGGAGGAGCCUCCGGAGGAUCAUCAAUGCGGUUCAAGAAUCGAUUCCAGCGGUUUAUGAACCACCGGGCCCCAGCCAAUGGCCGCUAUAAACCAACUUGUUAUGAACAUGCUGCUAAUUGUUACACACAUGCAUUCCUCAUUGUUCCGGCCUUUGUGGGCAGCGCCCUCCUCCAUCGGCUGUCUGACGACUGCUGGGAGAAGAUAACGGCAUGGAUUUAUGGCAUGGGCCUCUGUGCCCUCUUCAUCGUCUCCACAGUAUUUCACAUUAUAUCAUGGAAAAAGAGCCACCUCAGAACAAUGGAGCAUUGUUUUCACAUGUGCGACAGAAUGGUUAUCUAUUUCUUCAUUGCUGCUUCUUAUGCUCCAUGGUUAAAUCUCCGUGAACUUGGACCCCUGGCAUCUCAUAUGCGUUGGUUUAUCUGGCUCAUGGCAGCUGGAGGAACCAUUUAUGUAUUUCUCUACCAUGAAAAGUAUAAGGUGGUUGAGCUCUUUUUCUAUCUCACAAUGGGAUUUUCACCAGCGUUGGUGGUGACAUCAAUGAAUAACACCGAUGGACUUUACGAACUUGCCUUUGGGGGCUUAAUUUAUUGCGUGGGAGUUGUGUUCUUCAAGAGUGAUGGCAUCAUUCCAUUUGCCCAUGCCAUCUGGCACCUGUUUGUGGCCACGGCAGCUGCAGUGCAUUACUAUGCCAUUUGGAAAUAUCUUUACCGAAGUCCUACAGAUUUUAUGCGACAUUUAUGACCAAUCUGUAACUAGGUCUCCA